Messenger RNA from Salmo salar (Atlantic salmon), 2395 nucleotides. RefSeq names its product mitochondrial fission regulator 1. The record is from RefSeq and is a predicted model, not a curated record. Lineage: Eukaryota; Metazoa; Chordata; Actinopteri; Salmoniformes; Salmonidae. Gene Ontology annotation, biological process: aerobic respiration; mitochondrial fission. Gene Ontology annotation, cellular component: mitochondrion.
AAUCUACCAACCCAUUCGUCAAGAAAUAAACAUUUUCCCGCCCACUCACUUUGCCAGGACUAAGGGGACUUAAAAGUGGACAUUUAGGGUUGUUUGAGGUGAACAGAAAGCUGUUAUUGGACCUUGUCGUAAGGACACUAACUACCUCAGAGAAGAUGCUUUUUUGCGGACUACUCUACAACUGUCUCUCUGAAACGCAUCGAUAGAAUGAGUCAAGAAAAUACGAGGAUAGAAAAGAACCUGGCCUUUGGCUUUUCAGGCAAGGCGUAUGGGUCAUCAAGGAGUAUUGUGAGAAGAAUAGCCACCAAUCUUCCCCUUAAACCAUGCCCCAGGGUCCAUUUUCAGCUCAAUCCUUACGCUGAAGACCGUAGUGUCCUGAACAGUGCUGGGAGACAGAAUGGACUGGUGGCCUCUUUGGCUGAUGUCGUCUGGAUGGACAGGGAAGAGGAGGAAGCUGAAAAUGACUGGUUUGGAUUUGGGAGACCGAGGUCAGAAGCACCGUCAGGGCUCAUGUUCCGUUCUCACCCGCCUCAGCCCAAACAACAACCUUUACCCAGACGUAGAUCAUUACCCAGCCUGCACCAGGCCGAGCCAGAGCCCCAGGGUCAGACCCGCAGCAACGAUGAGGCCAUCCAGAAGAUCAGUGCUCUGGAGACGGAGCUGGCCAAACUCAGAGCCCAGAUCGCACAGAUAGUACUGACCCAGGAGCAGAACGCAGAGACACCAGCACCAGGUGGUCCUCCUGCCCCAGGUCGCCCUCCACCACCCUGCGCCCCUCCACCUCCACCUCCCCCUCCUCCACCCCCACUCAUGGGAUUCCAGCGGAGCUUCUCGGUCAUUGACCUCAUCCAGGAGCGCCGUGGGAAGAAGACAGACAGCCAGACACUGCUGAACCAGAGGCCCAAGCAGGCAGAGGUCCCCAACAUGCUGGAUGUGCUUAAAGACAUCGGCAAAGUCAAGCUGCGCCCCGCUAAGAGCCGGCCAGAGGAGAGCCAAGCCAAGCCUAGUGUGGCCACAGAUGCUGCGUCUCUCAUCGCUAAUGCCUUGAAACGCAAGUUUGCCCAUCGCUAUCGCCACAACAGCAAUGAGGACAAGGAGUUUGACUUCCCAGCCUCUGAACUGAAACCUUUCUGUUCUGAAUUCCCCAAGACCGACAAAGUGGAGGUUCCCCUGGUAAGGCAGCACCGGUUGAAAACCCCAGCCCCUGUAGUGAAACUACACCCAGACACACCCUUGUUUGGGCAGCACAUGUUGAAGUCUACUGGCCAGAGAAAGCUCCUCUGAGCACCCACAGAGAUGGUCUGAGUUCUGGACCUCCAGACACCCAUGGACACUCAAGUGCCUUAUCAAUCUGUUUGUCAGCUGUCUCUGACUAGAUAUGCAAUCAAUCUGCUCUCCAUUCCUACUCACCAACAGUAUUGCAGUGCCUCAGUCUUCUUCAGUAUACAUUUUUCAGGUGUACCAUGUAAAACAUUUUUUACUUUUGUUUCAUUUAAAUGUGCUAUUUUUGUUAAAUUGAUGCCAGUUUCAAAGUCUUUGAUCUUAAAUUAGGACAGUCCAAGAUUGGUUGUCAGAUUUUCUUUUAAUGUAGAUUUCUGUACCACAACUAAAUUCCAAAGUGUGUGUUCUGGAUAUAGGCUGUAACACUACAGAAUCCAUACAUUCCUCUCAACUAUGUGUAUUAAAGGGGAUUUAUGGGAUUGAAUCUAAAUGCACAGCGACAAAGGCUUACCCAUUUUGCAUGCCCUUUUCAAGGCAGUUGUAUUUAUUUUUGCCCCACUGGGUCUUUGCUGUCUACUUCUUACUUGGGGCAGAAGAUGGAUCACUUAUUUAAUUAGGCAAUUUAUUAUUUUUGUAAAUUGCAUCCUAGUCGGUUUAAUUUAUUUCUAGUUAAUACCAAUUGUCAAAGCAUCCAUGGUUGAUUUAAUGAGUUGCACUGGGACUAGUUCUGUACCUCACUAUGCAGAGUGGACCAAACUUACACUAAUCUACAAUAUGGUGAGUCUUAAUACUAUGCUCAUUGCUGUAAAACAGGGAGACUCUACCAGUCAUUUUAUCCAUUGCUGGGCAGGAGAAUGUUUAGUUCCAAUCUGUGUGUAUUCCAGAUCCAUGACAAGCCCGUUUUCAUUCUGUGAGGUAAUGCUACUCCAUCACCAGCUGACUGUAGCCCUCUUUUUAAACCACAGAAAAUGUGUUUACCAUCAGUGGAACUGGUUAAAGUGAAGACAGAGCAGGAAAAAUACGCUUUGAAUGGUGGGAGUAUAAGGGAACAUGGACAACUGUCAGUAAUACUUGAUGUAAAUCCCUAACUCAAACAGGGAUUGUGUGAAGGGAAAUGUCAUCCACAUUUGACAAACCUAGAAUCAAAUUCAUGAAUAAAACCAAUGAAAGUGUU